Pongo pygmaeus (Bornean orangutan) is the source of this 1501-nucleotide messenger RNA. RefSeq names its product solute carrier family 25 member 33 (gene SLC25A33). Lineage: Eukaryota; Metazoa; Chordata; Mammalia; Primates; Hominidae. The record is from RefSeq and is a predicted model, not a curated record. The transcript is spliced from 7 exons. The coding region runs from base 263 to 1228 and encodes 321 amino acids. Gene Ontology annotation, cellular component: mitochondrion. Gene Ontology annotation, biological process: pyrimidine nucleotide import into mitochondrion. Gene Ontology annotation, molecular function: pyrimidine nucleotide transmembrane transporter activity.
GGCCCCCGCCACGUGACGGCCGCGCGCCGGGCUCUAGCUCCCCGCUGGGCUCGCGCCGCAGAGGCCGGUGAGGCGCCGGCGGCCACGCCGCGGAAGGCGCGGGCCGAGCAGAGCCGGGCGUUGGAGCCCGCGCGCGCAUGGAGGCGUUGCCUGCAGCCCCCUGAGGGCAGCGGGGAGACAAGACCCGGCGACCUCGCGCAUCCCUCGAGCCGCCACGCGCUCUCGCCACCGGGCGGCGACGGGCCGCGGAGCCGGCGCGGCCAUGGCGACGGGCGGCCAGCAGAAGGAGAACACGCUGCUUCACCUCUUCGCCGGCGGGUGUGGAGGCACAGUUGGUGCUAUUUUCACUUGUCCACUAGAAGUCAUUAAGACACGGUUGCAGUCUUCAAGAUUAGCUCUCCGGACAGUCUACUAUCCUCAGGUUCAUCUGGGGACCAUUAGUGGAGCUGGAAUGGUGAGACCAACAUCCGUGACACCUGGACUGUUUCAGGUUCUGAAGUCGAUCUUGGAGAAGGAGGGACCAAAGUCACUUUUUAGAGGCUUGGGUCCAAAUUUGGUUGGAGUUGCACCAUCAAGGGCUGUAUACUUUGCAUGUUACUCCAAAGCCAAAGAGCAAUUUAAUGGCAUUUUCGUGCCUAACAGCAAUAUUGUGCAUAUUUUCUCAGCUGGCUCUGCAGCUUUUAUCACAAAUUCCUUAAUGAAUCCUAUAUGGAUGGUUAAAACCCGAAUGCAGCUAGAACAGAAAGUGAGGGGCUCUAAGCAGAUGAAUACACUCCAGUGUGCUCGUUACGUUUACCAGACCGAAGGCAUUCGUGGCUUCUAUAGAGGAUUAACUGCCUCGUAUGCUGGAAUUUCCGAAACUAUAAUCUGCUUUGCUAUUUAUGAAAGUUUAAAGAAGUAUCUGAAAGAAGCUCCAUUAGCCUCUCCUGCAAAUGGGACUGAGAAAAAUUCCACAAGUUUUUUUGGACUUAUGGCAGCUGCUGCUCUUUCUAAGGGCUGUGCCUCCUGCAUUGCUUAUCCACACGAAGUCAUAAGGACAAGACUCCGGGAAGAGGGCACCAAGUACAAGUCUUUUGUCCAGACGGCGCGCCUGGUGUUCCGGGAAGAAGGCUACCUCGCCUUUUAUAGAGGACUCUUUGCCCAGCUUAUCCGGCAGAUCCCAAAUACUGCCAUUGUGUUGUCUACUUAUGAGUUAAUUGUGUACCUGUUAGAAGACCGUACUCAGUAACAGGCCGGAAAAUUGUGCUCUAGAAGAAUAAAACUGAAAAACUCUAGAGAAUUUUUUUUCCCCAUUGACGUUUAGAAUGUUUGAGACUGAAACAGGAAAGGCCAUAAAAUAUCUGGUUCAUAUCACCUGUUGGACAUUUCCUUUUGGAUUCGUGCUUUCUGGAAGGUUUAAAUUCAUUAACGUUCAUAGUUAAUUAUAACUUUUUUUUUUAACUUAAGAGGAUUCAGGGUUAAGCACCAACUAAAUUAAAUCAUGCUAUUUAAUUUAAGUAUA